CUAUGAUAUAACCAGCUGGUUAACCGAUGUAGAUUAGCGCAUACGUUAUCGGCGGUGUCGAGCACGGAGUCAAAGGGAAGUAGCUUGAUCUCGCCCCUUCCUUACACAUCCCUGUACUAACCAAGUUAAAAUUUAUGUCUCUAUUUGCGACACAAGAAGAGCAGUAGACAAUCAUGAUUGAAGAGCGCCAUCAUAUUCAAGUUGGCCACAAUACAGAGCGUUGAAAUAAGAAACCCUAAAAUGUGUGUUAUUUCUCACUUAUUAGCUGGUGCAUAAUGAGCUAUUCAGUCAGUUGGUGCAAUUUCGUAAUACAAAUCGGACAAAAUAAGUAUUCAUUUGAUCUUUGGAUCGAAAUUUAGAAUCCUCUUUGUAAAGAGAAGGCAUUUAAGGAAAUAUCCCAUCUAAAGUUAACACGUUUCUGGUUACUAGUAGCAUUUUGCGAAUCGUCUUCGAUUUCUCCAGAACACUUCCACGAAAACCCACGGGUGAUUUAAUAUGUCUCGAAGAUGCAAGCGGGUCCUGUUCUACACAUUUGCUUUCUUGAGCAUUUUAAUUGCAGUUAAACUUCAUUCUGUUGUUUUUUCCACAUUGUUUGGCGAGAUCGUAGGAAUAAAAGAACAAAAAGGAGUAAUUAUUUCAAACAUUUCUUCCGUUGGAAUGAAUGAUCAGUUACCAGAUUUAUGGAGAAAACACAACGGAAAUGAAACCGGUAAUUUCAAUAACGCGACAACUGGACACAACUACAGAUACAUCCACAACCCAUCUUAUACCUGCUACGAAAAAGAUGGAUCGAAAAUGAAGGUCCACGUGCUUUUUUAUUCUCCUACAGCAACAUAUCAUUUUAAGAGACGGCAAGCGAUUCGAGAGACUUAUGGUAAUUCAAGCCACUGGGAGUCUUUGGGUGAACAUGGAACGAUGCGCACUGUCUUCCUUCUUGGGUCCACGCCAAAUGAUACACUACAAAGUUAUAUUGAUUACGAAGCCAUUCGCCAUGGGGACAUUGUCCAGGAGAACUUUCUUGACAGCUACCUUAACCUGACGUUAAAGACAACGAUGGGUUUGAAAUGGGUUACCAAUUUCUGCAAACAUGCUCAAUAUGCCAUUAAAAUAGAUGAUGAUACCAUGAUGAACCAACUGCGUUUCCUUAGCAAAGUGUUGAUCAAACCACCAUUGACCAACUAUGCAGCUGGGAAAACCUGGGUUGGGGCAGUGGUAAAACGGGACAGAAAAAAUAAAUUCUACUUAUCGAAGGAGGAAUAUCCUUUUCCUCAUUAUAUCCCAUAUUUGGAUGGACCGGUCUAUAUCUUGUCUACGGAUGUGGUCCAGAGGGUCUUCAAUGUUUCCUUAACCACGCCCAGCUUCAAGUGGGAGGAUGUCUACCUUGGGAUGUGCCUCAAGAAAGUUGGAGUUCCACUUCGGGACAUUAAGAAUUUUCGGUUAUUGCACUUUACCGGAGGGAGUAUGAAACGUCGUGUGCAAGAAGUGAACUCCUAUGCUUUUAUAUCAGGCCUGAACGUUACCGAAAUGAUAUGGGUUUGGAACCAAGGUCGUUUAGGCAAUUAACCACCGAUUAAACUGCAGUCAAGGACUGCAUAUCUCUGCUAAUGAGUACGAAAUACUAUAAUUCAAAACUAGAAAAUAUCAAACCUCAUUAUUUUCUUCAAGCCAUUUCGAUAAGUUUUCGAAUGCCAGUCUGUUGAAGUCCAUUCUUGCGAAAUU
Molecule: messenger RNA, 1719 nt
Organism: Lytechinus pictus (painted urchin)
Lineage: Eukaryota; Metazoa; Echinodermata; Echinoidea; Temnopleuroida; Toxopneustidae
Product: beta-1,3-galactosyltransferase 5-like
Exons: 1
Coding region: 496-1563 (355 amino acids)
Cellular component (GO): Golgi membrane
Molecular function (GO): hexosyltransferase activity
Source: RefSeq, a predicted model, not a curated record